This is a messenger RNA of Podarcis muralis (Common wall lizard), 3434 nucleotides long. NCBI's taxonomy places the organism in Eukaryota, Metazoa, Chordata, Lepidosauria, Squamata, Lacertidae. The record is from RefSeq and is a predicted model, not a curated record.
CUCCUGAAGAUGUCCUUCAAGGCAUGGCCACUAGGAGUCAGCUGUCAGAAGCGAAGCCUGUAUAUGUAAACAACCCGCCAGCCAAUUGCCGCCUCCUGUCAUUUCAAAUCCAUCCAGUGGGUUUCUUUUUGAAUUGUUAACGUCUCUGUGAGUCAGAGCCUUCCUGAUAGAUCGCUUGGGCUUUCGAACAGGGUGCCCGGCAGUGGAAAUCUUUGGAGGGGGCUGCUGGUGGUGGGAGAUCCUUCCUACCCGCUGAAGAUCCCUUCCUUCUCCGACCUGACACGACAUGAGGAGGAAAGAACCCACAUCGGGCAGGUCCAGGGACACCCCGGUGAGGAGGUCGAGUCGCUUGCAACCGGACAGAGUUGGAGAGCAGGUUUCAAGGGAACCGCAAAGCUUCAGAGGAAGUCAUGUCGCUGACAUCCUUUCGCCCAGGGAGAGCAUCAGAGCUCACAGGAAGCAGGCCGAGCCAGCCAAGGACCCAUCGCCCAGUCCCCCCAGAGGUUCUUCGCAAUUGUCGGAAGAAGCAGAAGCUCAUGAAGACAGCAGGCAAACCGUGUUGGAAAGAGACACUACCUUGUCAGGAUUUGGUUCACAGGCAGAGUCCAUUAAUAGUAAGAGGACGACGACAACCAAGGUGGCUGCCACAGCUGGGCUCACUGAACAUAAAAAGACAUCCCUCCAUUUUCCUUUUCAGUCCCCCUUUGUCAGGCUGAGGAGACUGGAUGUGCCACAGGAAGAGGAGCCUUCCCCACCCCAAAACGGGGCAAAGGAGCUGCCUCAACCAAACAUCGAGUGGGAAGUGGUGAAAGACAAGAGGGCCCGGCUGCAGGUUCUGGAGACCUCUCAGCCGCGAAGCACCAAGGCCAGGCCCCAGAUGGAGAGGAGGACAACGGCCAGCUCACAAGGCAGGGUGGAAAACGAGACGUUUGCCCUUGGGCAGCAGAGCAGGACAGGAAUCACUGCCAGGUCCAAGGCGCCAACCAUGAAGAAGGCCGACUCCUCUAAGUCACAGGCAGGAGCCCCCCAAAAGUGGGCCAAGCGUCUCCCGUAUCGGUCCGUUCUCUGUUUCCUUCUCUUCUUGCUUAUCCUGGGCUUUGUUUGCUGGUUCGCAUGGGAACACGGAAACCCCGGCUCCUUCCUGGGGCUGGUGGGAUACGAAGCAUGGAGAUGGAGCAGCUUCCCGAAACUGUGGAAUGCGGUGGAGGAAUGCAGUAGUCAGUGCAGCCUGGUGUUGGUGGAGAGCAUCCCGUCCACUUUGGAUUACGAAACGCUGACUCCUCACCACCCAAGCAUCUACCAGGCUUGGAUGGACCUCUUGGGUGGCGCCAACAGCAGUGUGGAGAUAGCAGCUUUCUACUUCACCCUACGAGACUCCGAUGUUCACGUGGAGGAUCCCUCUUCGAAGCAGGGCAAGGCGGUGUUUGAGUCUCUGCGGUCCUUGCCUUCUCGCGGGGUGAAGCUCAGCAUCGCUGUGAACAGCCCCCAGUUUUCCCAGUACGACACAGAUGAAUUGGCCCGCCAUGGUGCAGAUGUGCGGUACGUGGACAUGAAGUACCUGACGGGAGGCAUCUUGCACACCAAGCUAUGGGUGGUGGAUCGGAAGCACAUCUUUGUGGGCAGCGCCAACAUGGACUGGCGCUCCCUCACUCAGGUUAAAGAGCUGGGCGCUGUGCUGUACAACUGCAGCUGCCUAGCUAGGGACCUACACCGAAUCUUUGCCAUAUAUCACAUCCUGGGGAAAGAUGGGGCCUCCAUCCCGUCCAAGUGGCCGGCGGACCUGGCUGCCAAGUCUGGCCUGACUCAUCCCCUGAAGCUGCAGCUGAAUGACACCGGCGGUCAGCUGUAUCUUUCUAGCUCUCCACCGGCCCUCUGCUCCUCAGGCAGAACCUCUGAUCUCACCGCCAUUUUGAGCACCAUUGAGGAUGCUGAAGACUUUGUCUACAUUGCUGUGAUGGACUAUGAGCCCCAGUGCACAUUCUGCAAACCAAAGAGGUUCUGGCCGGUCAUUGAUGACGCUCUGCGCACUGCGGCCUGCGAAAGGCGGGUGAAGGUGCGUCUCCUCAUCAGCUGCUGGAAACACUCGCAUCCCGCCAUGUUCGUCUUCCUGGAUUCGCUCAGAGUCCUCAGCUACGAACCUCUGCAUUGCCCCAUUGAAGUGAAACUCUUUGUCGUUCCCUCGGAGGGAGAGCAGCCACCGAUCCCUUAUGCGCACGUCAAUCACAACAAGUACAUGGUGACCGACAGAAUCGCCUACAUUGGUACCUCCAACUGGUCUGAAGAUUACUUCACCCGCACUGCAGGCGUCGGUCUGGUCGUCAACCAGAGUGAGGCCUCUGCAGGAGCCCCGGGACAAACCCUGCGCCAGCAGCUGGAGAAAGUGUUUAUCCGGGACUGGGACUCUCCCUACGUUCAGCCGCUCAGCAAACACUGGGAAUGUUCGAGGAAGUGAGGGCGGAGGGUGGACCAUUCCACUCCCUGCCUGGAAACAGGUUCAGGGCUCAGCCUCGCUCUGACCCCUUGACCUGGAAGCACUCCUUUCAACAUCCUGCAGUUUAGAAGCUCUUGCCUUGGUGCCCCUGCUCCUGCGCUUGCGUCCCGGAGGAAUCUGGCCAGCAGGCAUUGUUGGGGGUGGGGGGAAAGGAAGCUGGACUCUUUGGGUCAUCCGUCCGACCCAGAGCGGUUGCUUCUGAAACUCCUAAGCAGCCGCUCAUUCAGUUGGUGGAAGUGAGGAACAGCUACAGCUGCUUGGCCACCAGAGCUGGAGCGCUCUAGCGCAUGCCUAGGGAACCUGCGGCCUUCCAUAUGCUGCUUAACUCCCAUCAGCCUCAGCACACCCAACUCACUGCAAGGGAUGAUGGGAGUUGGAGUCCAGCAGCAUCUCAACAGGUUCCUCACUUCCCCACUAGGGUGGGACGAGCUGCAGCUAACAGCAGAAAUGUGAACUUAGGGUGGGAGGAGUAGGGCAGGAAGGGGGUUGUAGCCGCCUCCCAACUCCCUGUUUACAUGAAAGAUGGGGGAGCCUGCAGUUGCCCACCUCCCAUGUUGAUGGACUUCACCACCCAUCAUCCCUGACCAUUGGCCAUGCCAAUGGGAGUUGGAGUCCAGCAAAACCUGGAGGGCCACCAGUUGGCCACCCUUGCUUUACAGGAGGAGUGGGGGGGACCUUGGUCCUGGGGGCCAAAUGUGACCGUCUGGACAUCUCUGGCCAUCUGCUCCCCAGGUGGCAUCCCUCCCUGGCCCUGCUCUCAGGCCUUUCCCCCAGGAAUUGUGGCUCCACGGUGAUAAUGCAUCUUGCUGGCCUGGGUGGAGGAUGGAGAGGCAUGUGCCUGGAACACAGCCUAGUUACCGUAUUUUUCGCUCUAUAAGACGCACCUUUUCCCUCCUAAAAAGUAAGGGGAAAUGUGUGUGCAUCUUAUGGAGCGAAUGCAGGC